CGAAGUUUGAACUCACGGGUGAUCGUCUCAAUUGCGGGGUAAAUCUGGAGAAUCCCCCACUCGGUGAAAUCUCGCUAACGGGGCAAAUAGGACUAGCAUAGAACUACGCAGUGAAGUAAUUCGUAUGAAAGACCGGCACACCCGAGCCAUGUUUUGGGAUCCUUGUUUAUGCAAAUAAGAAGGGCAGUCAUUUUCCACCUCUUCGUCCACUUGGACUACGGAUGCCCACACGCGAAUACCGACCAAGAAACAGGCGGCAUUGCGCCAACUCUGAAUUGCUGAUAGCCGAGUUAUCUGUGUCCAACAGGCUUGAAGAUAUUGGAGUUCUAUCGCGCGAUGGUCCCCUCCGACGAGAGCAGCGAUCGAUAUACUGCACUGCGUCAUCGACGGAACAGAAGGGUUCCUUACGUCAACCAGGCAUGUAUCGAGUGCAAGAGAAAGAAGAUCAAAUGCGAUGGUGUCAACCCCUGUGCGGCAUGUACACGCAAUUCAGUCGCGUGUGGAUACCACCCGCAUCGUCGAGUCUUAGCCGCUCAGAAACCAAAUUUACGAACCGCGGAUUCAUCCAGGCCUUCUCAUUGUUCUCCUCAAAAUGAAAGCUCACUCGACGCAUCAAAAUCUACCCCUCCACAGAGUCCAUCGCCGCAGGCGACUUGCCAACAGAUGAGCCCCAUGCUGAGAUCCAGAUCAAAUCACAUACCAUGUGACGCAAGCAGUAAUUCCCCGGAGUUCUGUGGUCCCUCAAGCUCCGAGUUCACCUUCGGAGUUGUCAAAGGGAAUCUGGAAGCCAUGGGAAUUCCCCCAGCCAUUCUGGACAAGUCAACACCGAGGACCAACUCCGUUUCGAAUAUGCCAUCUCAUCUAGCACAAUACGGGCCAUUCAUGAAGCUUCUGGCCCAAGAUCCACUAUGGGAGGUAAAUCUUGAAGAUGCGACUGACCACAUCAAGCAGUGGUUUUCGGGCACUGGCUUCCUCUACGCUGUUGUCAGUGAAGAGCAGAUGCUAGCGGUUGCCAGUAAUGUUUUGAACACUCUGCAGUGUGUCAAUGUCCACGAGACGCGAAGUCGAGGAGCUCUCGCAGAAUGCCUAUUCCACAGCGAUACUAACAAAUUGAAACUAAUCCUGGCCAUAUGUCUGAACUUGGAGAGCGGAGGUGGCAACGAGUUGGCCCAGAGGCUCUUUCAGAGCGCCACCGAAGCUGGCGAGGGGCUGCUUUGGGGCACAAACUCGAUCAGCAACAUACAAUUGCUGGUGCUGAUGGCCCUUUACUACUACCACCUCGACGAAGAAGUGCGGACCGGUCGUAUCAUUGGUUUUGCAGCCCGUCUCUGCCUCGAAAUGGGCUUGCAUCGCCGAACAUCCAUGGACCGCUAUGCCAACUCGGAAGAGCAAGCUGCGGGGCUACAGACAUUUCGGUGUGUGUAUAUGCUGGAAAGGAGGACGAGCCUAGGGCAGGGCAUACCGUUCUAUAUACAGGACUGCCACGUUGACCCUACACUACUCGCGAUGAACAGCCACGACACGGUGAUGACUGCGCUUCUCGACUGGACGAAACUAGCUGGCAAGACGUGGUACGCCCUCAAUACCCAAGUCGAGAAGGAAAGUGAACUCAACAUCGACGAAAUCGACUAUCUCGAUUAUCGAAUAGAGCAGUGGUACCAACUUCUAGCUGAUGACCUAAAGCUUGAACCUAUCCAGCCGGGACAAGAGGUUCGGCACGUUCAGGCCGUGCUUUUCCUCCGCAAGAGUCACCUACACAACUUGAUCUGUCGCCCAGUGCUUCAAUCCGCGAAACGGAUCGUGCAGUACGAGAGACAUGCUCACAAAGCCGUCGCUGUCGCCAGAGAGUCGCUGCAGAUGCUCUCGAGCCUCAACGAAAACACUACCAUCAUCAAGCGGAACCCGCUCUUCUUCAAGCACCUUUUGCUGACUGCCUUUGGGAACCUCUUGUUGGCGGUUGUGAAUGCCAGCUCCAUGUUUUGUGACAAGGUUACCAUUGAGUUUGACAUUGCGCUCGAAAUGAUCAGAGCUCUGAGUAAACGGUCGCCGCUGCUCCUGGCUCUCUGGGAGCGUCUUCAAGGCCUACGAAAGCUUAGGGCACAGCUGUCCGGCUCCUCCGUCACAGCAUCCAGUACCAGCGAGCCAGGUGAACUAAGGGAGAGCGUUGACAGUCCGUCUGAUGCCUUGCUGUUCGGAAACAUGGGAGACAUGAUGGUUUUCGACCAGCUCAACGGUUUCUUUGACCUUACACCAAUGUCCACGAACUGUGCAACGACCAAUUGGACAUUUCCGAUUGGUGAUUGAGCAAAUUCCGGCCGCUUCCGAAGCGGAACUAAUGGCGGGGUUAAACUACCUCCGAUGAUCCCGGCGGGGUCACCACUUAUUAAUAACUGAACGAAACAUCAAAGUAUUACCUC
Colletotrichum godetiae is the source of this 2417-nucleotide messenger RNA. RefSeq lists its product as uncharacterized. The record is from RefSeq and is a predicted model, not a curated record. The transcript has 5 exons. Gene Ontology annotation, cellular component: nucleus. Lineage: Eukaryota; Fungi; Ascomycota; Sordariomycetes; Glomerellales; Glomerellaceae. Gene Ontology annotation, biological process: DNA-templated transcription; positive regulation of transcription from RNA polymerase II promoter by galactose. Gene Ontology annotation, molecular function: RNA polymerase II cis-regulatory region sequence-specific DNA binding; zinc ion binding; DNA-binding transcription factor activity, RNA polymerase II-specific. The coding region runs from base 337 to 2304 and encodes 655 amino acids.